Messenger RNA from Morus notabilis, 478 nucleotides. Its product is annotated as HD domain-containing protein 2-like. The transcript is spliced from 3 exons. The record is from RefSeq and is a predicted model, not a curated record. Gene Ontology annotation, cellular component: cytoplasm. The annotation marks the transcript as partial. Gene Ontology annotation, molecular function: 5'-deoxynucleotidase activity. NCBI's taxonomy places the organism in Eukaryota, Viridiplantae, Streptophyta, Magnoliopsida, Rosales, Moraceae.
AAAAAAAGAACGAAAAAAAAAGAGGAAAAAAUGGGUUCGGUGAGCCGAGCGUGGCUAUGUAAAUCGUCGUCGUUUGUCUUCUUAAUGCCCACACUUUCUUCUUCUACCUCUCAUCUCAGAUUCAAGUCCGUCACAGCCCACACUCCGUCACCCAACCACCACGACCAUCAUAGUAUGGCCACGGAAGCAUCCUCCUCGCCGUCACCGCUCACAAGCGGUGACGCUAUCACUCCUCCUGCUCCAUCAUCAUCAUCAUCUUCUUCUUCGUCUGUUUCCGGUGCGAUUGAUUUUCUCUCUCUCUGUCACCGACUCAAGACGACGAAGAGAGCGGGAUGGGUGAGAAGAGACGUGAAGGAUCCAGAAUCUGUUGCGGAUCAUAUGUAUCGAAUGGGACUCAUGGCUCUCAUUGCUUCGGAUAUUCCCGGUGUCGACCGUGACAGGUGUAUGAAAAUGGCUAUCGUUCAUGAUAUUGCGGAAG